Messenger RNA from Brassica oleracea var. oleracea, 2000 nucleotides. RefSeq names its product protein ROOT PRIMORDIUM DEFECTIVE 1. The coding region runs from base 164 to 1438 and encodes 424 amino acids. The record is from RefSeq and is a predicted model, not a curated record. The transcript has a single exon. Gene Ontology annotation, molecular function: RNA binding. Lineage: Eukaryota; Viridiplantae; Streptophyta; Magnoliopsida; Brassicales; Brassicaceae.
CUCUGUAAUUUACAAUCGGGAAAGUUGUAAUCAACACUCACUGACGAUUGAUGAACUUACCCAUCAACAUGAUUUUGAUGCUGUAGAGGUGAUAUUAUUCUUCGCAAAUCAUCUAAUUUCAAUCUCGUGGAGGAUCGAAACUAGGGUUAACCUCUCCUGACCAAUGCGGUGGCUGCUGCAGCGAACGGUUAGUUUCUCCACUAAUUUCUCCAAAUUCAGACACGGGUUUGGUCUUAUUCAGACAUGUGGUUUAGUCAACGUAAAGCUAAAAUGGGUAAAAGACAAGGAACUCGAUGCCGUCGUGGCUCGCGAGAAACAUCUCAAAGCAGUCUGCAACCUCGUUUCGAUCAUCUCGUCUUCACACGAUUCGAAAGCACCGAUCUUUCACCUCAACACUCACCGAGGCCAGCUCGGUCUGCCUCAAGAGCUAAAGCUCGCGGCUUUCAUAAGGAGAUACCCCAACAUCUUCGUGGAGCAUUGUUGUCGUGAUGGCGCAGGCACUCGCGUUCCUUGCUUCGGUUUAACCCCCGAGGCGAUAGAGCUUUACAGUGAAGAGGUUAACGUCUUGCGGGUGAAUGAAGAGGAUGUUUUGUCGAGGCUGUGUAAGCUUCUUAUGCUCACGAGCGAAAGAACGCUUCCUCUGCAUUCCGUUGGUCAUCUCAGAUGGGAUUUGGGUUUGCCGUAUGAUUACAAAGCUUCGUUGGUUCGUAACCACCAGGAGUUGUUCUGUUUGGUUGAGUUGUCUAGUGAUCUCGUCGGUUUGAAGUUGUUACAUUGGGAUGAACGUCUCGCUGUUUCACAACACAUGAGGAGUGAUGAUAUGGCCUUCCCGGUUAAGUUUACGAGAGGGUUUGGGUUAAAGAGGAAGAGCAUGGAGUGGCUGCAAGAGUGGCAGAGACUCCCUUACACGUCGCCUUACGUCGACGCGUCUCAUCUGGAUCCGAGGACUGAUUUGUCGGAGAAGAGGAACGUUGGAGUGUUUCACGAGCUUCUUCAUCUGACGAUUGGGAAGAAGAUGGAGAGGAAAAACGUGAGCAAUCUCCGUAAGCCGUUUGGGCUUCCGCAGAAGUUUACGAAAGUGUUUGAGCGCCACCCUGGGAUUUUCUAUAUCUCUAUGAAGUGUGAUACGCAGACGGUGAUCCUUAGAGAAGGUUAUGAUAGGCGUCAGCUUGUUGAAAGGCAUCCUCUUGUUGACAUUAGGGAGAAGUUUGCGAAUAUGAUGAGUGAAGGGCGUCUUGAUAGAAGUAGAGGGAUGUAUCGGAAGUCUGUUGAGGAUGAUUUGGGGAAGAAGAGUGGGAAGAUUGUUUAUCCGGAUUGGUCUGAAGGAGAGGAAGAAGAAGAGUCAGAAAAUUAUCGGAUAUCCAGAUAUGACUCUGAUUGUCCUGUAGUUGAAGACAGUGAUAUGGUGCCGGCCGGUCAGAGACCGAGGUGGCAGUAGUAAGAUGGAUUGCUAGAGUGAAACCAAACAGGACAUGGGGAGUGAGUGUGAAAGAAGACCACAUUCUGUAUCUGACUCAACUUAAUCAAUCUGAGCUUUAGGAGCAUCCAGUGGGGGUUCUCAUUUAAAUCAUUUCAACUGAAUCUGGUCUUGCUUUUGCCCUGUGAAUGGCAUUCCCGUCGCAAACCAUAUAAAAGUAAAUCUCAUUCGAUGGAACGCUACAGACAUAGGAGAAAGCUGCUUUAUUGUUGCCGGUUCUCUAAAAGUGCAGCGCAAUUAGGACCUAGCAUUGUAGAAGGAAGAAUGGUAAAUUACUUAGGACUUGUUAUGUUUGACUGUCUGAAGCGAGCACGCAUCUUUAGUCUAUCUGAGUCGUGGCAUUGUGUUUUCCUGAAGACAGGUUAUUGGUUUGAACUUUGAAGUAUAUACAUUGGAUCUUUCACUGUGAGGUUAGUCCAUAUUAUCAUUUGACUCUGUCUACAACAUAGAAGAAAGUCCAAGACUUUGUUAUAUUACAUUUGAGAAUUAGUUCAACCAUUCUAGUUUAUACAUAUUAAUGAAA